Molecule: messenger RNA, 7380 nt
Organism: Cataglyphis hispanica
Lineage: Eukaryota; Metazoa; Arthropoda; Insecta; Hymenoptera; Formicidae
Product: probable E3 ubiquitin-protein ligase makorin-1
Exons: 6
Coding region: 1055-2299 (414 amino acids)
Biological process (GO): protein polyubiquitination
Molecular function (GO): ubiquitin protein ligase activity; metal ion binding
Source: RefSeq, a predicted model, not a curated record
CAGUGGAUCAUUUUUGAGAUCAAUAUCUUUGCAAUCUCAUCAGAAAGCUGAUAACGGAUGCCAUCGAUAACAGUACUGCCCACGUUUGUCCAGUUUUAGUUUAUGAAACGAUAUAUAUGCUCGGCGCAUCAACAAACGAAACAACUCCAACUGAGUUCAAUGACCGCGCAUAAAAUAUCAAAUAUUCGCGUGCAAAUCUCCCGUGUGGCUAUUGAGUAUCGUGCAUCGUGCGCAUCUCUUAUGUCUGACAAUCUGUUUUAGAAUUGCGAAAACAGUGCUAUCGCACGUUACGAAAAAUCGACAAAUAAUAUAGAAGCCCGCAUCCUUCGUUAUUUAUAAUACGUCAUUAACCAUCAUCACGUGGAAGAUUGAGAACACUUCUGAGGAAAAUUUCGUGGUGAAGGAAGACAAAAUAAUAAAUGGAAAUCGAAAAAGUGUAAGGACAUAGAGUAGAAAGCGAAAAGAACGGCUCCACGAUCAACUAGAAUCAGAUGAUAGAUACGUCACGAUACUCACGAUAGAAAAGAGGAGGAAGUAGCGUGUUCGGUGAUAAUCGCGAAUGAUUACAAAUUCGUACUGGAACGAGACUCGAUCGCAAAGUGGUGGUGAUUGGCGAUGACAAGCGGUGUUAGUGUUAGAUGAACGUAGCGAGUGGAAAGAGCGAACAGAUAGAAAGGAGACGGAAAAAAGCACGCGCGCGCGCGUCAACUCGUGCUCGUGUAUGAUAUAUACAUCGCGCAUCUCCUCCAGGCUCGAGGUACGUUUAUUGCGCGACGCGAUUGGAGCGAGAGAUUCUCUUUAUCGCACCAAAGGUGUGUGUUUGUGCGGUGUGCACGUCGUGUUUUCCGGCUUAUCCGUAAAAGUCGUGUUUUCGUGAUCUCGAAGCCGGAACGACCUCGAAAGCGUGUAUCUCUCUCUCUCUCUCUCUCUCUCUCUCUCUUUCUCGCUCUCCCUACGGCGAACGCUCGCACCUCGCACGUCUCAUCAUCCGAGGAACGACGCUCAUCGUCGUCGAUCAUCAUUGCGACCGUUACGACGGAGGAGGAGCGAGAAAAUGGCCGACAAUUGGACGCAGAGUGUUGUUUGCCGAUACUUCAAGAAUGGUGCUUGCCGUGAAGGAAACAACUGUCGAUAUCGGCAUGUACAAGCUAGAAACGAUGCAAAUAUCAAUGAGACAGUGACAACUCCAACUAAUAGUCCUGGCUAUAUUGUCACUUGUCGCUUCUUCAAACAAGGCAUGUGUAAAUUUGGUAAUCAAUGUCGUUUUCGCCAUAGUUCAGAUACUGUGGAUAACGAUAUACAAACUAACGCGAUAGAAAAUUCAGCCUUGGGUCAGCACACAGCAAACUCUUCAAAAAAUAAAAAAGUUGAUAAACGUACUGCUGAAGAUUGGGUAAAAGCACCCGAGUUUGUACCUACAGCUGUGUCUCCAAUUGCUGGAUCAUCUUCUACAGAUGGAACAUCUGCUUCGGGUAUAAGUACAUCAAAGCCAGUCUCGUAUGCUCAAGCUGUUAAUCCAUCUGGUCAAGCCUCAAACCUCUCUUUAGAACCUUUGUGUCCAUAUGCAGAAGCAACUGGACUCUGUCGAAAUAUAAAUUGCACAUAUCUUCAUGGUGACAUUUGCGAAUUAUGUAGUCGUGCAGUCCUUCAUCCACAUAAUGAAGAAUUGAGGAAAAAACAUACAAAUGCAUGUGUGAAACAGCACGAAGCAGAUAUGGAAUUAUCUUUUGCCAUCCAACGUAGCAAAGAGAAGUCCUGUGGUGUUUGCUUCGAAACAAUAAUGGAGAAAUCGUCGCGAGAACAGAGGUUUGGUAUAUUGCCGAAUUGCAAUCACUGCUUCUGUCUAACUUGCAUCAGAAAGUGGCGUCAAGCUAAACAGUUCGACAAUAAAAUUAUAAGGGCAUGUCCGGAAUGUCGUAUUCCCUCAGAUUUUGUUUGCCCUAGUAUGUAUUGGGUGGACACAAAAGAAGAAAAGGAAAAAUUGAUAAGAGAUUAUAAAGGCGCAUUGAGUACCAAAGACUGCAAGUACUUCAACAAGGGUCGUGGUAAAUGUCCGUUUGGUAAUAAAUGUUUCUAUCUUCAUGCACUCCCUGAUGGAACUAAAAAAGAUGUGGGUCCACCGGUUCGACAGAGGCGCAAUACUGCCGACACCGAUAUCGACAUCUUGCACCAACUGAUCUUAUGGGAUUUCCUCGAUGAAAGGGACGAUCGUUGGAUGUAUCUCGAUUUAGAAGAUAUCCCUUUCUUCUCAGAUUCCGACGAUUCCGAUUGGUCCGAUUAUGAGCUGUCGUUCGAUUAGACAAAUAAAACUAUUUGAUCGACGCGAAACUGCCUUGAUAUCGCUGUUAUCAUAGCUACUCUGUUGCUACAUCGGUACCCACUUCCUUUACCAUUUACGCGCGGCUUUAGCAACUAAGAAAAUUAUUAAAUAAUUAGCAAAUAAUUUGAAUGAAUAUAUAAUUUGAAGACGUUCUAGCGCUAUGUAGAAAAAAAGAAAAAAAAAAGAAAAAAUGUGCGCACUUUCCUAAAAUGAUAAUUUAUAGAUAAGGAAUGUAUAGUCGCAAUUCAAUAGUUGAAAUAUUUCUUUUGUUUUAUUUAUUAGAUAAUAUCUAUAAAUUUUAUUCCUAUGUAAAUCAAAAAUGAUGGUAAUAGUUAUUAAAAUUUAUUAAAAUCUAAUUGCCUAUUUGCUUAAUAAAAAAAUAAAUAAUGAUUUUAAUAAAAUAAAUAAAAUAAUAGUUUAAUAACUAUUAUCCCCUUUAAUUGUUUUAUGUAGAAAUAAUCUCUUUUAGAAAUUAUCUGUGAAAGAAAUAUCUCGAUUAUUUUAAUUACGAUUUUGUACUUGUCUAUAGACAAUUACGAGAUCAUCAAUUUUGCGGUACAUAGUCGAAAUAAAAAAAUUAAAUGAAAGGGAAUUAACAUGGAUACUAGUGAAGAUUUCACUGGAUAAUCACUUUGAAAUCAUCUUUGUGUGUCUUGACCAAUGCUCUACUAACUGAUGAUUAUUCUAGCAACUAUUAUUAAUUCAGUGGUCCAAAUUUCAUCAAUGAAUAGUCUAUAUAUCGGUAUUUUUCCGAUGUUCUACUUCUCGUAGAGUAAUAUUGUUGGUUUCUUUUUCUACACUCGCGCGCGCGCGAUACUAAUUAUUAUUAAAAUGUUCCAUAAUGCAUGAUCUGGAACACAAAAUGCACAUUGAAUCAAAUCAUAGUAUAAGCAAGUCAAUAAAUAACCGGAAUUUUAGUGAUUGUACUCAUAUCGAAUGUCCUCAUAUAAAAUUGCCUGCUUUGUUUAGUAAGAUAUAUGGUCAGGUGUAUCUCAAAAUAAUUGAAAAGUAGUUUAAUUCUAGUUUUUUUUUUUUGAUUAAGGCUUCUUUUCGAUUAAUACGAAUUAGAUUAGAUUAGAUUUACUCUGUUGUAAUUUCAAUAAACAUUCGUCAUUUAUAAUAAUAUGUACUUAAUCAACAUGUAAAAAUUUCUGGAAACAUGCUAACCCUGGAUUUAAACAAUAUUUUGAGAAAUGCAAAUUACUGUAUUUGAUUUUACUGGAUUUUAUUUGAAUUUAUAACACAUAUAUCCAUAGGGCAUGAUUCUUGUGAUUGCAAUAUGACUUCGCAUUUAAAAUAGAGGAUGAAUUCUGUCGUAUUCAUAGAUAUAAUUCUGAUGAUUAAACCAAAUGUGCAUUAAAUUCUAUAAUAAUAAACUUUUUUCAUAAGUGCAACUGUUGCGAAGUAAUAUUGCAGUUACAGAAGAUUCUAUUUAAUUAUUACUUGUGGAAAGAUCAUAGCACUACUACUAUUCACAAGUAAAAUAGGAAAAUUGGACAACGAUAUAUUACUUGUGUGUGAUCAGUGUGCAUUAGUUCAAGUUAUCAAUAGUUCAUAUCGAAGGAACGAUUCACAAAGAGUCGUCCUACCUCUUGCUAUGGCUCCGCGAAUCUUUAAUACAUUUCUUUAAAUUAUUACAAUUGUAGCGUUAUACUCGUGAAUAAUAGAUAUUUCUCUGAGAGCAAGUAUGCAAAGUGAAUGUGAUACACUUAUAAGGGUGAUAUGCGAGCGCAUCAAUAUAUAAUAUUUGUGUGGGUGUACGAAUGGAAGUAAGUACGAAUAUAAAAAUAUUUGCGAGAAAGAGACGGGCUACCGUUAGCAUAUACGGAAUUAAUAACAAAUGUAAUAAAGAGAUCGCUUUUCGUGGAGUACGCAUUUGUAGAUUCAAGAUUUAAGGAGACAAUUAGGGAAAUACGUACGACGGAGUUGGACCCACGACAUAGAGCCAUGCUGGGAGAAAAUAUCAACGUUGCGCGAUCGUUUUUACAUUUUAUCAAUUUACUAAUACUAGCAAACGUUCCGAUAGCCGUUUUUUCAAUAGAGAACCGUGAUAAUUGUGCUUUGAAGGGCAUAGAUCUCUCUUGCGUGAAACGGCUAAAAUUCAAAAUGGUAUGUACGAAGGAAAAAUACACACAAAAUACGAUAUUUACGUUUUUAGCAUUGAAUAUAUUUUGUGAGAUAUUAUUUUAUAAUUUUGUAUUAUAUCUAUCGGCAAUAUGUUUAUGAUAAUAUCGUGUUGUUCUAAACAGUUCCUGCUCGCACUUACAGCUCGAUUCAUAUAUCAUCCUAAGGAGAAGUGACCAGUUUUUACAGCAGAGAGCCAAUACUGCCUUUCAAAAGCUAUGUGAUUAUAGAGUAAUAUAUAUCCUUCAUCAUAUAAAAGUCAGUUUUUUAAUCCGCCUCAAUAACGCGUUUUAUCGGAUCGAAUUUUCGCUGAAUGUCGUUUACAUUUCCCAUAGAAUUUCUAUGCUGUUAAUUUUAUCGAUAAUUGUUAGUAUAAAACUUUUAUAUUGUUGUCGGUAAUGUUUAUAUAGAGCUUUCUAUGAUAUACGUUGUGCGUUUCGAAUGACUAUUUUUGGAGCUACUUUGUUCAAACAUUCAUCAACACUCCCAGAUGUGAAGAAAAUAAAAAUGUAUCGCUUUGAACGACUUUAGAUUGUGAUAGAUAGUGGAAUUUAUAUCAUUAAGUUGAAUCCUUAGCUUACUGAGGAUGAUUUGAAUCUGAUUUUAUGAAUGAAUGGAAAAUUCACGAUGGAAAUUUCUACAUUUAUCAUCGGUAUGUCCAUCGGUAUGAUUACGCAUUGUAAGCAGAAAGUUAAAUUGACUGCGUUGAUCGUUGCACGAAUUUACUGUCAUCACUGCCAUUUUUAUCUAUCUCGAAGUAAGCGUACUACCAUUUACUGCAUUGUCAUGUUCUAAAUGCGUGCAACGCGGAAGGAGAUAUGUAAAAUUAAGAGUUGAUGUUUAUAAAAUCAUUCAACGGAAUUCAACGCGGUUCACCUUAACUUUAACGAUACUUUUUGCAAUUAACUUUAGAAUUACUCUUCCUUUCUCUCUCUCUCUCGCAUACAUAGUAUAUAUACAAGUUCAAAGUCAAUAUUCUACGUGAAUUUUGUUGUAAUAACUCGAAGAAUAUAAAGAAAACCAAAUUAUUGUUUCACCUGGAUUAUUGGAGAUAGUGAAUGGUAAAAUGAUAUUCUUAAUAUUUCAAUCUCAUUCUCAGGAUGGUUUUAUUAAGCUAGUUUAGAAAUCGUACAAUUUAUAAAAUAACCACGUGCGUCCUGUAUUUCUGCGUACAGAAUUCAUUGCCAAAAUUCUCCCGCAUGAGUAUGCAUUAAUGUCAAUUAAUCAUACUAAAUGUACCUGCAUUGAAUAAUGUAUUGCGUAAUGAUGAAUAUUAUUUUUUCCCUUUAACAAACUGAAUAUGCUUCAUAGAUUGCAAUGUUCAUCAUUAUUCAUCAUUUAUAUAAAUGAGAGAUUGCGAAUAUUUUGAAUAAUCCUUUCUCUUUCUUUUUUUUUUUAGCUUGUAUAGUGUGAAUGAUUCUCUUUAGGAUAAUAAUAUACCGAGUAUAUCAUUUUAUUUUUAUUUUAUUUUUAAUAUUAUAUAUAUAUAUAUAUAUAUAUAUUUAUUUUUAUUAUGUAUGUUAAACGAAUGUUUUGUCAUGUGUUGAAAAUGCUCGAAGAGUUUUUGCGAAAUAGUAAAAAAAUUGUGUAACAUAAGUUUUAGAAUGGGUAAUUCUUGUUGAUAUAUUUCUCAAAAAUUUCUGUACGUAAUUAUUAUAUUUUUGUAAUUUAUCAUGUUGCAAAUUUGCUUACAUUACAAUAAAGGCUCCGUAAAACGGAUCGAUAUUGAAACGAAAAUUUUAUUGCUAAGUAGAGCUCUACCGAAAAAGUAAAGUCGAUAUAAAAAACAUAUUUUUGUGUUAUAGCUUGUCUCUUAUUCUUUAAUAGAUUAUGAAUGUUUUUUAAGCAAUAAAUAUACGUAGAUUAAGAAAACUGUAUUUUCACUGUAUGAAGCACAAAUUGUGAACAAAUGUAUCUGCAUUAUCUAUUAUUUAUCCUUUUUAUAUAAAAAAAAUUGCAAAUUGAGUAUAUCAAUAAGAAAUAGCACAAGUUUUCUUUUUCUUUUUUUUUAAUUUUUCUCAUUUUGUAUUUUUCUCGAUAAAUAGAAUUGUGUAAAAUUGUUGUCACAUAUCGCGUUAACUUUUGCUUUGUAUCGCAGAAAAAAUAUGCUUACAAUCCGAAUGUGUUCAGUAAUUUUUCGAUAACAUCUAGUUGAAAGCACAUAUUCGUAGAAACUUCUUUCGAGAUAUUUAGCAUAAACGCAAAUUAUUCGAUUAAGAACAAAGUAUACGAUCAAUAUGCGCUUUUAAAACGCGAGAUAAAAAUCUGUCAUAGCGGAUUGUAACAAAUAUGUAUCGUUGAUAAAAUACGCUUGUAUUUGAUAUAAAAAUGUAAUUGUUUCUUAUAUCGCGGGGAUACUGCAAGUUUGGUGAAGAAAAAAAUAUGUUCUUAUAUAGUGAGAUGUUAAUUGAGUAAUUUACACAUAUUGUAUUGCAAUAGAAAUUUUAUCGUGUUUUUCAUGUAUCAGGAAGUAUAUGAAAAGCAUGUUAUUGAAAAAAAUUCAAGAAACACUUCGUUGCGCGGCUCACUUGAUAUUUAAAUCGCUGAUUUAAACUCCCCUUUUCUCUUAUCGAGGGUCCACCGUCAGUUUCGUAUCCCUUUACUUCUAACGAAAUAGGAUUAUUAUUAUUAAUAAUAAAAAGUCUAUAUAACAUUGUUAGAGAAAUUAUAUAUAAUCCGUUUAUUUCACAUGUAAAUUUUGGAUCUCUGAUGUUUUUCGAUACUUAUUUCACUGUAACUCAAUACAAAUCAUCCAACUGUCAACAACUAUAACGUUGUCGUCGUUGUAUAAUUGAGCUUCUCUGAUUAAUGUAUAAAUAAGAGAAAAAUAAUAGCCAUUGCCCCGUUUGUUUUAACAGUAGAAAUAAUCAAGUAGUCGUCAGUGGAUUGUACAUUCAUAGAGUGUGAUGAUGAAAUAAAAGCGAUCCUAUCUUUAA